ACUACCUUCCAAUCAAGGACCUUAGGAUUGGUUUCCUAUAUAACGCACACUAUUGCUCAGCUGACGCAGCCUAUAAUGUCCAUUCCUGUAGUUGAUGUAUCGACAGAGUCAAUCGAGGAGAAUUCUGCUGUUCUACAGCAGAUUCACAAUGCCUUCACUGCAGUGGGAUUCCUCUUCGUCCGUGGGCACGGCAUUCCCAGAGAAAUGAUUGAUAGAGUAUUGGAAGAGGCGAAGCAAUUCUUUUCUCUGCCCCAAGACCUCAAGUCUAAGUACCGUCGCACUGCCAACUCUAACAACAAUGGCUAUGUUGCUCUGCUUGAGGAAAACAUUGAUCCAUCCAAACCAGCGGACUUGAAAGAAUGCUUCAAUAUCACAUCUCUGAAAGAGUGUAGCUAUCCAGACACUGAGGUGCCUUCAUUGCGGUCAGUUGCUCAGGAGUUCUUUCCAGAAUGCUGCAAGCUGGCUCUCUUGCUCCUACGACUAAUGGGACAUGCCCUCAAACUCAAUGUGAGACAUCCAGCCAUAAGUCUGGGUUAAACUGUCUACUCUGAGUAAAUAGUCUCAGGAGGGUGGGUUGAUGGCCAUCAAAUACACAAAAUGAAUAUCUGAUUGUGCAACUGAAGGGCUACGUAAGUAUUGCCUGGCUUACUUGGCGCUAUUAUAGUGUCCAGCACCAGGAGGCACUGCAACAGAUGGUGCCACGGAAAUAGCUACUCAUUGGAACAAAGUAUCAACCU
This is a messenger RNA of Geodia barretti, 737 nucleotides long. The record is from the annotation of a GenBank genome assembly. Lineage: Eukaryota; Metazoa; Porifera; Demospongiae; Tetractinellida; Geodiidae.